Messenger RNA from Cylas formicarius (sweet potato weevil), 3247 nucleotides. RefSeq names its product protein phosphatase 1D (gene Pp2C1). Bases 149 to 2422 code for a protein of 757 amino acids. The record is from RefSeq and is a predicted model, not a curated record. Lineage: Eukaryota; Metazoa; Arthropoda; Insecta; Coleoptera; Brentidae. The transcript has 6 exons. Gene Ontology annotation, cellular component: cytosol; nucleus. Gene Ontology annotation, biological process: protein dephosphorylation. Gene Ontology annotation, molecular function: mitogen-activated protein kinase binding; cation binding; protein serine/threonine phosphatase activity.
GCACACUUAAGAAAGUCACAAUUGACAGUUGAGCACAAACAUUGCUGGCGUGAAGUUUGAAUAAAUAAAAACACUUUAUUGCGUUCUCGUUUCAAGAAUAGUCGUCCUCAGGGUUUAAUUAAGCCACCUAUAUGUGAAAAUUCCAAGUAUGCCGGCUUCCAUCGGUGUAAAUCUGCGUGUUACUGGCCACUGUCGCCAAGGUGGUCGUAAAUAUAUGGAAGACUUCUUUACGGUGGCUUAUCAGCAGACUGAAGACGAAAAAGAUUUGGAAUACGCGUUUUUCGGAAUCUACGACGGUCAUGGAGGCGCCGAGGCUGCCGCCUUUGCCAAGGAACACUUAAUGGAGACAAUUAUAAAACACAAAAACUUCUGGUCUGACAAUGAUGAUGAUGUGCUCCGAGCUAUUAAAGACGGGUAUAUUGCAACCCACUAUGCGAUGUGGAGAGAACAGGAAAAGUGGCCGAAGACUACGUCUGGUUUGCCGAGCACGGCGGGAACUACAGCUUCUGUAGCAUUUAUAAGGCGCGGAAAAAUUUAUGUGGGACAUGUCGGUGAUUCGGGUAUCGUUUUGGGUUACCAAGAGCCUGGAAGUACAGAAUGGAAAGCAAAGCCUCUGACUAGAGAUCAUAAGCCAGAAAAUCCAGAGGAAAUUAAGAGAAUUGAAAGUUGCGGUGGCAAGGUCGUUGCCAAAUCUGGAGUGCCAAGAGUUGUAUGGAACAGACCAAAAAUCGGACACCAAGGACCGGUUCGAAGAUCAACUCCUAUAGAUGAAAUUCCAUUUUUAGCAGUGGCAAGAAGUUUGGGAGAUCUGUGGUCUUAUAACUCUCAGCUGAAUCAGUUUGUUGUAUCACCAGAUCCCGAUUGUUCUGUCAUACCCAUUGAUACAAACGUUCAUAGAUGUUUGAUUUUUGGUACCGACGGUCUUUUUAACAUGUUAAGCUGCGCGAUGGCUGUCCAUAUUGUGCAACAAGCGGAACGCCAUAACGAAUGUGCCGCCUUAAGCGAUUCCGCCUUCAAAACGUGGCUUAAUCCAAGCAAAUUGUUGGUUGAAAAAGCUUUGGAUCUGUGGCAUGCUACCAAAAUGCGAGCCGACAAUACGUCCGUUGUCACGCUAAUGCUCGAUCCUCCCGGACCACCGAGAGCUCAAGUGUUAAAAGAUCGCAAGAAAAACUUACCAGAAAGCGGUCUCAAAAUAAUGACCAGAUAUAAUGGUAACAGUUCUCAAGAGAACUCCAGCAAUAAUUGUAUGAAAAGUGUACAAACAACCGAAGUGCCAGAAAACACAGUUUUGGAAGAGGAGGAGGACGCCGCCCCCAAACCCAUCACCGAAGUUCCUAACCCACAAGCCAACAUAGACAAUGAAGAACCACCAAAAAAAGAACAUUUAACGGACAAUGCCUCGUCAGUCACCUCCAGCGAGGGAUCCGAUAUUCUACCCUUGAAGGAAUGGAAUUUUACCCCAAAAUUACGCGAGAGUACAAGUUUUGAUCCGCGGGAGCCUUUCAGGCCCAGUACCGAGAAUAACAAGGAAAACUCGGAGGAAAUGGAAGACAAUACUAUACAAAUCAAUGAAAUAUCUUCGAGUAACAUAGAAGAGACUAGUGAAGAGGAAAGCUCUGAAGAAAAACACAAGGCCGUAUUCAAAACAACAAACACGACGACAACGACGAUGAUGGAAGUAGAAGACAGGAGGACCACGAAAAGGAAGCUGGAGGGGGAGGAGUUGAGCCACAGCAUUAGGAAAAGUUUGAGAAUCACUCACAUCCAGAAGCGAACUGGUCUGGUGGAAGACAUGACAGACAGGGAAGUAGCUCCUUGCACUUUAGCGGAAGAAAAGCUGAAACGGCUGGCGGAGGAAGCGGAAAAGGCCAAAAGGCUAGCAGAGCAGAACAACAACCAUGUGGUGAAUCUCAAAGCCGAUAAACCGACGAAGAGUAAGAAAAAAAGGUUUAAGAAGAAGAGAGCGAUGAAGAAGCAAUUGGCCACAAAGAAGAUCAAAACGGUUUUGGAGAAAGUCAUGCUGAGGUCCAAGAAAACUGAGAAGGGAGUAGAGGAACGGAAAAAGGUGGAAAAGAAACCUGCGAAAGUGACAGUCGCCAGUAAGAUCAGUCAUUUUAAGAGGCAGUCUGAGAGGAACGCGUCGAAGAGGCAGAAAAUAGAAGAAGACAGCAAGAAGAGAAACACCGGUAGGAAGGAAAAGUCGCCGAAGAAGGAGAAUGAGAGCUGCCGUAGGCCGUCAGCGGGCAUGAGCUUGCGGAGCAUGAAGCCAAGUACCAAAGAAGUGAAAAAAGGUGGUUUGAAGAAGUCACCCGCAAGCAAGGCAGUCAAGAAGCAGCCGGCGAGGAAAAGUUCACUGAGGCAAAGGAUACAGGAUAAGACAGUGUCCUCGAUAAAGCGGAACUUAAAGAGAAAGACUAGCUAAUAUCAGAGUCGUUACUAAAGUACCUACACAAGUCUUUUUUUUACAAAUCUAAAUAUUUUCUAAGCAGAUUUUAUAAAUCAGAUAUACAUAUGAUGCGAUAUCGAAGAUAUGCUUUUAGGUGCUAGCAGGUUAUGCCAUAACUAUUAAUGGUUAUGUGGGCAUUUUUGGUUAGUUUCACGUUUUCACAAUUGGGAAUAAUGUGAGAAGCAAUAUAAUAGUAAAGACGGCUAAGAAUUUUUUGUUAGAACAAACUACAGUUUAUUUAGUCCAAAAAUUCCGAUUCUCCUUUCGUGAUUACUACAAUGUUUUUAAAAAAAAAAUGAUUUCUAUUGCUGGCAAUAUUUGAGCUGCAGCGAGGAAAAAUUGUAUUGCACGUUUAGCAUAUCGUCGAGCGCUAAUCAGAUAUAAUUUAACGUUAAACAGAUUUCUGUUAAUUUUUAGUUUUCAUUUACCCAGGGAAAGUUAGGUGUUUCCUAUUUUUGAAGUCGUGUCAACUAUAUUAUAAUUUUUUUUUGUAUUUAUUUAGUCAAUUAAAGGUAGGCGGUUGUUAUCCCCCCCCCCACCCUUUUUUAGCGUAAUUUUUGCCACCCUUAUUAUUUGGCGUUUUAUUUCUAUCGCAGAAUGGCCAAGAGGAAGGCAUUCCUUAAAAUACCGGAGAUCUCGUUUAUCCUUUGCUCAGUCGCAGUAUAUACAACAUGUAAAAAAUAAGCUUUUCCUCUCCUUAUUUUUUGUGCCAGAUAAUAUUUUUCUUUACAUAUCCCUUUAAGAAGAUAGCAAAAUUACGUGCCUUUGUUACCAAAAACAAAAAUAUGAGAGCAGAUGUUG